Messenger RNA from Helianthus annuus (common sunflower), 2514 nucleotides. RefSeq lists its product as uncharacterized. The transcript has 9 exons. The record is from RefSeq and is a predicted model, not a curated record. The coding region runs from base 155 to 2173 and encodes 672 amino acids. Lineage: Eukaryota; Viridiplantae; Streptophyta; Magnoliopsida; Asterales; Asteraceae.
CUAUACACAAUUACACACACGCACAAUUCGGUCCAUAAACCCUAGAAAUAACUCGUAUUUUCCCCAAUUUCACCUUCACUUUCACAUUCGGGUGUUCGAUAACCCUAAUUCUGUGAAGAGUUUGGGGGAUUGUAUAUCUGUAUCUGUUGAUCGGAUGGGGGAUGCUAGUGUGGACGAUGAUCGGACGGUUGUGUCGUGUUUUGCUGCACCGUUGGGUAACCCGGAUCCGAAUUCGAUUCGGGUGGAGACUUGGGUGGUAGCGGAAGACGCGGUUAGAGAGGUGUUGAGUUGUAUACAUCCGACGUUGGAUUCGGACGAGAAAAGGAAAUAUGUGAUUGAAUAUGUGCAGAAGCUUAUCAGAUGCAAUCUCGGAUUUGAGAUAUUCCCGUAUGGUUCAGUGCCUCUGAAGACUUACCUCCCAGACGGAGACAUUGAUCUAACGGUCCUUAGUAUUCCUAAUCUGGAAGAGCGGUUGCCUAGUGAAGUUCUUCGUGUUCUUCUGGAAGAAGAGAAACAUGGAAAUACUGAAUACGAAUUACGAGAUACCCAAUUCAUCGAUGCUGAGGUGAAGCUCGUGAAAUGCAUUGUCCAAGAUAUCGUCAUAGAUAUAUCGUUUAAUCAGUUGGGUGGACUAAGCACAUUAUGUUUUCUUGAACAGGUUGAUCGCCUUGCUGGCAAAGAUCAUCUCUACAAGCGCAGCCUUAUUCUAAUAAAAGCAUGGUGUUACUACGAAAGCCGAAUACUCGGUGCUCAUCACGGAUUAAUAUCUACUUACGCAUUGGAAAUUCUAGUUCUUUACAUUUUCCAGAUUUUCCAUGCUUCUUUAAACGGCCCAUUAGAAGUUCUAUACAGAUUUUUGGAUUAUUAUGCCAAAUUUGACUGGGAUAACUAUUGCAUCAGUUUGGAUGGUCCGGUUUGCAAAUCUUCCUUGCCUGGUUUAGCUGCGGAAUUAUUAGACGAUCAAGGAACAAGAGAUGUUUUGCUGGAUGCUGAAUUCAGGAAGAACUGUAUGGAUAUGUUCAUAGUGCCUUGUAAGGGAGCCGAGGCAGAUCUACGGACUUUUAGCCUCAAGAAUCUCAAUAUAGUUGAUCCAUUGAAAGAAUACAACAAUCUUGGAAGAAGUGUGCACAAAGGAAAUUACUUCCGGGUAAGGAGUGCAUUUCGAUACGGGGCUAGGAGGCUUGGUAAAAUUCUGCAACCAAACAUAAAUAUUGAAGAUGAGAUCAAAGUGUUCUUUAAAAACACAUUGCAGAGGCACACACCCGCUCCCACUUUAAUAUCUGCUGCUAACGGGUUGUCCAUUUCACCCCGUAGUGAGUCCUAUUACGAGGAUGAUAUGUAUUCAAGAUUCUCAAAUGGUGAUUUGGAUACCGAGUCAAACUUAGAGGAAGAACCGGAGUUUCUUGAUGGAAUAACGGCCGUUGAGUGGUGGGUGGAAAGAGGAGAUGCGGGUUGCUUACGUGGUAACAUGGACAAUAACAACAGUUCAUCGGAUAAUUCGUGUUUUGAUGAUAACGAGAAGGAUGUAAGUGAUGAUGAUCUUGGGGAAACUGAAAUGUUGAACAUGUUUCCGGAUCUCACUGGGGACUAUGAUGGUCAUAUAAGGAAUUUGUUAUACGGUCAAGGGUGCCAUGGUUAUGCAUUGUCAACAGCUAUGGUUUGGGCUAGCCUUAGCCCUCCUACUUCACCUUACGGCGAUGAGAACCCAUGGGACCCGGCUCAUUCAUGGCCCAACUAUAGCAACACGUCUAAUGGCAAUGUCGGUAAUGAUGCGUUGCGUGGGACCGGCCCUUACAUUCCUGUUAUCAGCUGCGAUGCAUGCGAGGAUACAAGCGGGAGAGGAAGGGACCGUGUCCACCGAGCCGGAGUUGGGUCUGUUGAAACUAACCCUGCAAGCCGAAUCCCACCUGAAUUGUCUCCAAAACCAGCCGGUGCUAAUUCUAGUUUAUCCAACCAAACUCAGCAGCAAGUUGGCCAGGCUAACUCAACUGCGACUGGUUUUAUAAACCAACCGAGGAAACUAGAAUUUGGAUCUUUUCGGUCGUUGACCGAGAGCCCAUCUGAUGAGCAAAACCUGGAAGUAGAUCCAAGUGGAAGAGAACAGGAGAGUAGCAUGGAGAGUUCAUUGCACCUCAACAAUGAAGACGAAUUUCCUCCAUUAUCAGCAGCCUGAUGAAGAAAGAAGGUGUAUGUAUAUAAAAGAGAGAGAGAGCUUAGGAGGGGAAGUGCUAGCUAGUUUCACUUGGAAGUUACAUACAUACCCAACAAAUCUUUUUGGUUUGUAGAGAGAAAAAUCGUUAGUUAUAAUGGUUUCAGAACAUGGAGACAAAUGCCUCCUUUUUUUCCAACUUCUUUAAUUGUUUGUUGCUUUUCCUUUUCAAUCAUUUCAAGUUCGGGGCUAUUUAGGUAACCAGAAAAUUUAUUCUACUGCGGAUUGGAUUAGGGCCCGGUUCGAAUAUAUAAGGACUUAGUUAGAAUAUUCGAAAUCUGAAUUCGAAUUAGGUUUGAUUUGGA